Messenger RNA from Cylas formicarius (sweet potato weevil), 1783 nucleotides. RefSeq lists its product as uncharacterized. Bases 308 to 1102 code for a protein of 264 amino acids. The transcript has 5 exons. Lineage: Eukaryota; Metazoa; Arthropoda; Insecta; Coleoptera; Brentidae. The record is from RefSeq and is a predicted model, not a curated record. Gene Ontology annotation, cellular component: trans-Golgi network.
CAAUGGAAGUUUGCUGUGCUUCUUCAAAUCGGAGCUGCUCCCUUUCCGGUUCUUGGGAGAGUAAAGUUUUUUGUAGCAUUUCUAUAGGAAUUCAGUGGUCUCUGAACAUUUAAUUUCAUUUAUUUUUAAAAAUAGGAUAUUACAGAUUAUUUUGUUACUUAUAAAAAAGUACUGCAAUAAGAAGAAGAAAAGGAUCAUCUAUGCUUAUUUUUCAACAUUUCCAUUGAUAAGACGCAUGUCUUCACAAUAAUUUAACUUUGCAAAAACAAUGAUAAAGACCUUUUAUUUCAGGGAAUGUUAAAAAGCAAUGGCUAAUUCAAUAAUAAGAUGUAAAUUUUAUUCCAUUUUAAUACUAAUAUUGUGCGCAAUACAACUAUCCACUGGAAAUAAGUGUGUUCAACAGGGCCCCUGUAUUUGUAAAUUUGAUGACUAUACAGAAAUCAAUCUAAAAGAUUUAAUUCCACCAAAAUCGGACAGUCCAUUUUUGACAGACACAAUUGGAAAUAACACUUACUUUUUUUCUGGUUGCAAGGAUCAGGAAUUUGAUGGAAAAAUAUAUAACAUCCAAAUUGCAAAUAAUUUAUUGGGAUCUCUAAUUAAAUGUGUUACAAUUGUCACGAAAACAGAAAAUAAAACGGAUAUCAGUUACAACUGUUCGGCUAUUGGUACGGACCUGCAUAUUCUCUUCGAAGAAUCUGAUAAAUCAAGUUACUACCAACUUGUUUAUAAUCAAACCAGAACGAAUAAUUUGCCAAGUGUGCAAUUGGUCUGUGUUCACUAUACUCCAAGUUAUUUAAAAGCUACCAGUACUGGAGAUGCGCUCAUUUUAUUUUCAGAACAGGCUUGCCUUAAAAGUGUAGGUAGUUCUGGAUUGAGCAUUGGCUCUAUUUUUCUGAUAUUGCUAUUUGUUUUUGGAGCUAUCUAUCUUGUUGGUGGGUGUUUAAUUAUGCAUUUUGUGCGUGGUGCUAGAGGAAUUGAAAUUAUACCAAAUAUUGACUUUUGGAGAUCAAUUCCGGGUCUUGUUAAAGACGGAACUGUGUUUGUGUUGAGUGGUUUUAGACCAACAGUGAUAUCUACUGCAGAAACCUAUGAUAGGAUAUGAUGUCAAUGUGCUGAACACCAUCAACAGUAAUUUGACAUCUGGGUCAGGGUCCUUGCAGUGGGUCUAACAAGGACUAUCCACAAUUUUUUAUAGUAUUAGGAUAUGAAAUCAAAAAUUAUAGCAGAUCAAGGGUUUUUAUUUAUUCUUUGGCUGCUGUUAUUGAAAGUCAAGUGCGUGAUGUAUAUUAUUGGACAGCCCUUAAAUCAUCAACGAAAAACUAUACUGUCGGGAUCUUGAAUAUUUGGCAAUAUGACUUUCUGAAAAUCCUCAAAGCCACGCCUGGUUUGUUUCCCUUUUAGGAUUUAUGAAGCGCAAAUAUGCAGAUUUGGGCAAAUGGUAUAACGCACAUGCCUGUUAUUAGUUUCAUGGAAUUGUAAUUGACGGUUUCAAAUAAAAAUAACGGACCACGAAGAUAUAGUGGUAAGAUCGUUGCUCCCUCUGGUGAUAAGCAACGAAUACUUGGUAGUCAUGCAGGCUUUCGUCCCCGCGUUUUUGGUUGUUGGUGGAUGCGCCGGAUCGCUCACACUGGACUUUAACUUUUAUUACGUGCGGCAGCACUUUCUUCUUGAUUUCCUCUCGGUUUGAAACAAUAUACAAGAACUCCAAUUGGUGUGAGUUGACUUGCAGCGGGCUUCGCACAACUCUUCAAUCCAGUCUAAUUCCACUGCCUAAUCUAAGAAC